Molecule: messenger RNA, 1188 nt
Organism: Macrobrachium nipponense
Lineage: Eukaryota; Metazoa; Arthropoda; Malacostraca; Decapoda; Palaemonidae
Gene: BORCS5
Product: BLOC-1-related complex subunit 5-like
Biological process (GO): positive regulation of anterograde synaptic vesicle transport; organelle transport along microtubule; lysosome localization
Cellular component (GO): cytoplasmic side of lysosomal membrane; BORC complex; synaptic vesicle membrane
Source: RefSeq, a predicted model, not a curated record
AUUCCAUUAUUUUCCAAUUUAUGUUAUGGUACUAUCAGAGAUGGUGACCGACUUUCGAAUUCGAUGUUCUCUUUCACUGUAAUAAUCACUAAAAAGAAGUGAGGAUUUUUAAAUUGUUCGCUGGUAUCCCUAGUUGCAUAGGCCUACCUAGCCUAAGGGCUGAGAUAAGUUGCUUGCUUUCCGGAGAAGUUGCUUACAAGCUAGCCAGAGACAUUUGUGAGAAUUUCUUUGUGGAGCCCGUCUGUUCCUGGGGACUCGAACGCUCAUUUCUCGUGGAAGGCUCCGAGUACCAAUAGAGCCUUGGAAUUACUUGAUUCAGAAUACGCAAGUUUCCCUCUUCUGGUAUUGAGAAAACGGUGAGAGAUGGGAGGAGAACAAAGCCGAGACGCCGGGGGCGUGGUGGGCGUGGGGGGUCGGAUGGAUAGCGUGGAGGGGCGGGGUCCCGACGCCCGCCCGACCUCAACAUCCCCACGCCCAUCCAUUUGUUCGGACGCCGAUCUUCCUUAUAUCUCCUAUACUGUCAAUCGACCCAUAGGCGAUUCCCCCAAGCACACCAGCCGCGGAGUGCGUGGCCUGAGGGGCGGAGGUGGCUCCCCCAGGAAGUCCCGAAGGCGAAUUCAGCAGCGCCCUCAGGAGGUGGUGGUCGUGAGGGAAGCCGCCUCCAACUCCACAGGUGUCGACCCGGAACUUGCUCGUCUGCAGUCCAUCCCAACGUUCCUACCGAUCAUGCGAGGAGCUCUAACGGCUCCUUCGGCAAGAGACCCCGAGGUUCUGGAGAGGCUGGACGCUGGCGCCAUGACUGCCCUCUGCAAGAGAUACCAGGCUCACCUGCACGCCGUGGCCUACGUCACCUCUCACCAUCAGGAUAACCUGUCGGCGAAGAUCAGGGAGGUGGACGCGACCAUGAGCGCCUUGGUGUCGCAGCUGACGGACCGUCAGAAGAGCUUCGCCCGCCACGCCGAGAAGCUCAGCCAGGUGACAGAGGUGAGCCACGCCCUCGCGCGGUGCCACGCCUCCCUCAACCUCAUCCUCGAGAGCCUGGAGACCCUCAACGACUCCUUGCCCAUCCAGGAAAGGCUGGAACCCUUCGUCUGACGACUGGAUAGGCUCUGCCGAAGGGAGCCGCUGAUAAGAGUAGUGGUCCAAUGGAACGGCGGCUCUGAUAGAUUGUCAAGGAAGUAAUUAUAU